Messenger RNA from Encephalitozoon intestinalis ATCC 50506, 636 nucleotides. Its product is annotated as putative E2F/DP transcription factor. Gene Ontology annotation, biological process: regulation of cell cycle; regulation of transcription by RNA polymerase II. The record is from RefSeq and is a predicted model, not a curated record. The coding region runs from base 1 to 636 and encodes 211 amino acids. NCBI's taxonomy places the organism in Eukaryota, Fungi, Microsporidia, Unikaryonidae. Gene Ontology annotation, molecular function: RNA polymerase II transcription regulatory region sequence-specific DNA binding; DNA-binding transcription factor activity, RNA polymerase II-specific. Gene Ontology annotation, cellular component: transcription regulator complex; nucleus. The transcript has a single exon.
AUGAGACCGAAUUCAGAGGCUGAUGGCUCCGAGAACAAAAGAGAAGGACUUAAGUACAUAACCCAAGCUGUAUUUCAGCUGCUCAGAGAGAACAGAGCAUGUACAUAUUCGUUCAUAUGCAAGAAUAUUGCAUUUCCCAAUGCUGAGACUCUAAACAGAAGAAUAUACGACGUCUUAAACGUAAUGAAAGCAGUGGGCCUUGUUUCCAAGAAAGGUAAAAGAUACUUUAUAGUGGACCAUGAGAACGAUGCCAAUAGAAGGAGGGAAGAGGCCAAAAAGCUGAUGGAAAUGAAGAAAGUGUUUAAGUUUAUUGUAAACAGGAAUUCAAGCAGAGAAGAUACUCAUCUUGAAAGAUUAUACUUGCCAUUUAUGGUUGUAAGCACAAAUAAAAAGGCAGACAUCCAUUGCGAGACCAAUGAAGAAAGGAAUUUCUUUGUAUUUAAGUCGAGUAAGCCCCUGAAGGUCAACGAAGAUCUGGACAUACUUCGCGAAAUAUAUGAGAAGGCUCAUUCCAGAGAGAGACCAAUCGACUUUUCAAUAGUGGACAGGCUAAGCAGCGAAAGAUUUGAGAACUUUGAGCAGAACGGUUACCAAAGAGAAGAGCUUGACCUCGAUCCGUUCUUUUUAAGCUUCUAA